AACUUGCUCGUCAUAAAUAUCUACGUUGUUCCCUUUUAUGGUCUUUAAGAAACGUCGGUAAUUUUUUCUAAUUAUUCCCAGAAACUGGUUUAGCAUCCACCCUGUAUCUUAAGCGAAUAUGACGGGCACGCGCACAUGGUUUCCCUGGUAACUCGCGCCUGCGUUGGCGUUCCCGAAAAAAGCGAAGAAGACCGUGGCGCGCGUCCGUGCGGCGCGCUCCCGUGAAGACAGCGCGAGGAGAGAGACUUCAAGAACGGGCAAGGAAACGGAACACGGAGAGAGAGAGAGAGAGGGAGAGAGAGAAAAAAAUCAGGAAAAUGCGCCCGGAGGGUAAAUGAAGGAUGUUUCCUUCCUUCGGAAAAACGACCGUAUGAAUAUUGCUUGAAGUGUCGUAAGGGGGGAAUCUUAAAGAGCUGCGUAGGAUUACGGUUUAGUAGUGCAAUAGAGCCGGGUAUAUUUUUUGGGGGAAUGAAAAUAUCAGGAAUGGAGGCUUUCAUAGUAGUUCACCAGAGCAGGACAGAAGAUUUGACACGAGGACUAAACAGCGAAUAAACACCCAGUUCUGAAAAGGAAUACAGAACGUGUGUGUGUUUUGUUUUGGGUUUUUUUCUGUUUUUAUUUUUGUUUUUUUUUGUGUUUUUGUUUUUUUAUUAUUUUUUUGGCCACGUAGCCCCUCCUUCGUGGCCGAUGACAAGAAUACGAGUUGAGGGCCUGAAGGACGGAGGCGCGUGCUGAGGGAAAGUGAUUGUCAGCAUCUGUGUGUUCUCACAAACCAUGUGGCCAACAGCGCAGAGGAAUCGGCUUUCAGUGGUCUGGCCUGGAUGCCGUGCCACCGGGCUGUGGAUAUGGUUGUUUUGCUCAGUUUUGGCAUUGGCACGGGCGCAGAGCUACUACCCCACAGUGAACACACAUUACGGGAAGCUACGCGGUAUGCGUGUUCCACUUCCCAGUGAGAUCCUGGGCCCUGUGGACCAGUACUUGGGCGUGCCUUACGCCGCACCACCAGUGGCUGAGAAGCGGUUCCUGCCCCCCGAGCCACCUUCGUCAUGGUCAGGCAUCAAGAAUGCCACACACUUUGCGCCCGUGUGCCCACAAAACAUCCACAACGCCGUGCCUGAGAUCAUGAUGCCCAUCUGGUUCACUUUUAACUUGGAUAUAGUUGCCACUUAUAUACAGGAGCAAAAUGAGGAUUGUUUGUACCUCAACAUAUAUGUGCCAACUGAAGAUGUCAAAAGAAUAUCCAAGGAAUGUGCCAGAAAACCCAACAAGAAAAUAUGUAGAAAAGGAGGGGCCCAUGCUAAAAAACAGGGUGAAGAUUUAGCAGAUAAUGACGGCGAUGAAGAUGAAGACAUACGAGACACCGGUGCCAAACCUGUGAUGGUCUACAUUCACGGAGGCUCCUACAUGGAGGGCACAGGCAACAUGAUCGACGGCAGCGUGUUGGCCAGCUACGGCAACGUCAUCGUCAUCACACUCAACUUUCGGGUCGGUGUCUUAGGGUUCCUGAGCACGGGUGACCAGGCCGCUAAAGGUAAUUACGGCCUCCUGGAUCAGAUCCAGGCCUUGCGCUGGAUCAGCGAGAACAUUGGCUACUUUGGUGGUGAUUCUAACCGCAUCACAGUCUUCGGAUCAGGCAUCGGUGCUUCAUGUGUGAGCCUGUUAACCCUGUCCCAUCACUCAGAAGGUCUGUUCCAUCGUGCCAUCAUCCAGAGCGGCUCAGCACUAUCCAGCUGGGCUGUCAACUACCAGCCUGUGAAAUAUACGCGUCUGCUCGCAGAGAAAGUGGGCUGUAAUGUGCUGGAUACCAUGGACAUGGUGCACUGCCUGAGGAAGAAGAAUGCCCGUGAGCUAGUAGAGCAGGACAUUCAACCUGCACGCUACCAUGUGGCCUUCGGGCCAGUGAUUGAUGGUGAUGUGAUCCCAGAUGACCCUGAGAUUCUCAUGGAGCAGGGCGAGUUCCUCAAUUAUGACAUUAUGCUGGGCGUGAACCAGGGUGAGGGCCUUCGCUUUGUGGAAAAUGUCGUGGACUCUGAAGACGGCGUCUCAGGCAACGACUUUGACUUCUCUGUGUCUGACUUUGUAGACAGUCUAUAUGGCUACCCAGAGGGGAAAGACACUCUGAGGGAGACUAUCAAGUUUAUGUACACUGACUGGGCUGACCGAGAUAAUCCAGAAACACGGCGCAAGACCCUCGUCGCACUCUUUACUGACCAUCAGUGGGUGGAACCAUCGGUGGUGACGGCUGACCUGCACGCUCGCUACGGCUCACCCACCUAUUUCUAUGCCUUCUAUCACCACUGCCAGAGUUUGAUGAAACCUGCCUGGUCAGAUGCGGCACAUGGAGACGAAGUACCCUAUGUCUUUGGUAUCCCCAUGAUCGGGCCUACGGACCUGUUCCCCUGCAACUUCUCUAAGAAUGAUGUUAUGCUCAGUGCCGUGGUUAUGACCUACUGGACUAACUUCGCCAAGACUGGCGACCCCAACAAGCCGGUGCCCCAGGACACUAAGUUCAUCCACACAAAAGCCAACCGCUUCGAGGAAGUGGCCUGGUCCAAGUACAACCCUCAGGACCAGCUGUACCUGCACAUCGGCUUGAAACCACGUGUUCGUGACCACUACCGUGCUACUAAGGUGGCUUUCUGGAAGCAUCUGGUGCCACAUCUGUACAACCUGCAUGACAUGUUCCACUACACAUCAACCACAACUCGAGUGCCACCCCCUGAAACCACGCAGAACUCACUUGCCACCAAGAGGCCUAAUGGCAAAGCCUGGCCUUUCAACACCAAGCGGCCACCCAUGUCACCAGCUUACAACAGCGAGAGCGGCACAGAACGGCGGAACAGUGCAGACACCGAUGAAACCGGACCAUUGCUCGUCGAGAAUGCACGCGACUAUUCAACCGAGUUGAGUGUCACUAUCGCUGUGGGAGCCUCUCUACUCUUUCUCAACGUGCUCGCCUUCGCUGCACUUUAUUACCGCAAGGACAAGCGGCGCCAGGAGCAGCGACCACAGGGCAGCCCACCUCGCGCAAACGCCAACUCCAAUGUCAACGGCACCAAUGUCGAGGAUGAGAUUGCAUCACUGCAAGUGAACCAGUGUGACGCCACACCAGCUGGAGAGGCACUGCCGCUCACCGCGCUUCCCGACUACGCGCUGACUCUGCGCCGCUCACCUGAUGACAUCCCUCUCAUGACGCCCAACACCAUCACCAUGAUCCCCAACUCGCUGGUGCCCAUGCCCAACCUGCACCCAUAUAACACCUUCACAGCCGGCUUUGGCACAACCGGUCUGGCCCACUCACACUCCACCACCCGUGUAUAGCUUUAAGGAGGGUGUAGAAGAGUAUUGGGUUUUGUACGAAUAUCACAGUCAUGGAAGAGAAAAAAUAAAAAAGAAAGAUUUUGAAUAGACAUUUUGUCACAGGCAGUUGCUUUCUGAAUGUCGAUUCAGUUCGAUCAGUUGUGAACUACUCCAUGUUCCCUUCCAAUGGGACGAGCAAUUCGAGCAGUAUUUUUUUCUAAUAAUCAUUUUAAAAAUGGGGGGGACAACCUUUUUAAGAAGACUGGGCAGUUAUUGGCAACACUUUUUUUGAAUAAUUAACAAAAAUGAAGAAAAGUGCUUUUUAUUUCCCAUUUCGUUCUCGUGUGGGAAACACAUUUCAAAAACAAUGGCCUCUCAGAUGACAUCCGCAUAAUACGUGUUGCUUUUUUUCUCAUCAAUGCCUUACACGCCAGCUUGAGUUUUAGUUUCGUCCUUUUUAUCUUUCAGUGACAUGAGCGUACCUGGAACUUAUUUAGCCUGAGCGGUUGGAUUCAUGAAAAAUCAGAAAGAGACAUGUUGAAAAUGUGUAGAGAAUUGAAGCAGUCCAGACCAGCUUUUUCAGUUGCAUAUACUCAUACAUGGUUUUACCUUUUUUUCCUUAUUUCCAGUAACAAUAAUUUGUCUGAUCCCGACUCUGUCGUGAGACAAGACUGAAGAUACAGACUUUACUGUGAGUGUUUUGUUAAGAGAAAAUUGCAUAUUUUAUGACAAAAUGAACUAUCUUCAUGAAAUGCACACUUACACACGACUGUGCGUCUGUAUGUGUGUGUGUGUGUGUGUGUGUGUGUACAUUUACCCUAUUUUUUUGGUUGAACAUUGUGUCUUUGGGGUGGGACAAGGAGGGCUUCUUUACCAUGCUGAUGAUUUUCACCGGUAGUGUUUGAGCUGCACCUCUGCAAAAUAGCACUUUUUUUUGUUCUUUUAAAAAGAAGUUAUAUAUGUCUAAUUUUGCUUAAGAAUUACAAAAAUAAAUAUAUUAUUUUACAUGUAAAAGAAAAAAAUAGCUUAAUAUUCAACUGAACUAACUGACAUGAUUCCACUGACUUUGUAAGGUUCCUCCCAGCAGGAGACGGUGGCCUGUUUACACUGAAUAACAUUAGUUCAGUGUAGACCUGUGUUUCUUUAAAUAUAUAUAUAUAUAUAUAUAUAUAUAUAUAUAUAUAUAUAUAUAUAUAUAUAUAUAUAUAAAUAUGGGCAUACAUACAUAUAUGUAUAGGGCUUUUAUGAAGAUUAUACUCCCAUUGAUCUCAACAUAUUAACGACCAUUUACUACUAGAUUAAAUGCAUCACUAUCCAGAAAGCAGAGCGAUUAGUGUUUGUACUAGUCCAAUUCUCCAUAAACACCAUAAUCCCAGGCCACACCGAUUGUCUUUUUAACAGCUCUAUAUGUAUAUUUAUGUAUAAAUAUAUUUAAUAUUUAUUUAUGUAUACCAGAUGUAUACAUGCUGAUUGUGCCAUGUGCCAAAUUAAAUCAUAAAACUGGAGAAGACAUGUUGCAAAAACACAUUAUUUCUCAUCCAGGCUUCCUCUGAUUUAUUCUACUCAAUUUCAUUGCAUCAGAUUGUGUUAGUUUCUGGUCAAACUGUCAAAACAACCUGUUUAUACCGUCAAAUGCUGUUCUCCCUCCCAUACAGAACUGAGGGGAAAACAUCCUGGCAGCCAAGAUCAAAGGAAAAACAGGAAGGAAGUCAGUGGUCCAAAGACAGGAAUUUGUAUUAAAGGCACGCAUGUUUGAGUCAGAGGUUUUAACCAAUUUGAGCUCAUUGAUAGUCAAUCAUGGGGAAAACACGGCGCUAUACUGCAGAGCAAGUUACCGAAAUCAAGCUGAGCAUGGGGUUCUCAGUCAAUAACACACUUGUGCUUGUUCGCUGUAAUCAACAUCCUCCUGCUCAUCACACAAUAACUCUUGAAUGCACUUUUAUUAAAUGCCCUGUUCUAAACGUUAGUGGAUACAUUUGGCUACAAAGUGAGAGCAGACAUGUUCACAAUCUCUCCAGCAAGUCCCCACUUAUCUCCAACUGAAAUGUACAAAAACAAGUCAAAAGUCUUAAGAAUGCCAUUUAAAUGGUGGGGGGAAAAAAUAAUACUGUGAAAUUGGCCUGUGUGGACUGCAGCAAAAAAGUUGUGAGCCAUCAAAGUUUGCAGUUUGUAGUGGGUGAGAAAAUUAGUGAAAUUUCUCAGGAAGAACCUUUAACAGAAGUCGACACUUGAAAACUAGGAUCCAACCUUCUUCUAGGAGGUGACUAGUGUAGAGAUUAGAGAGCGAGAUUUACUACUCUGACUGUUUAAAUUCUUUUAAUGAGCAGAAAGUUCAUAUAAAGACCACAAUGUGAACCUUCAGCAUCAGUUCUUUUGACCAACUGAGUCAUGGCAGGUGGCCAAUUAGAAUGUAGCUCUCCUUCCGGUUCCUCGCAACAUGGGGAUUAGAUGCUUCGUCUCAUUCGAAUACCUUCAAGCAAGCAGCAGUUGGUCAGAGCAGGAAGGUCAAAUACCUCCUAGAAUCAAUAUCAUACUCUGCACGAUCGUCUUCAGAAUGGAAUAUUGCAUAUUAAAAGCAUUGGAACAGCGGGAAUCCCUGCUGAACGGAAACUAAUUGCAGAUCCUACAUUAUUCUUUACAUAUGUUUAUGUGUGAUUAGUUGGUUAAUCUUGGCUUUUAGUGCACUUUUCAGGAUCAUUUGUUUAAAAUAACCAGUAUGUCAUUUAUGCUAUAGUUAUUUUUAGGUCCCGUCUGUAAUAGCUACAUUAAGCUUCACAAAGUCUGCCAGUGUUACUCCCUGCUGCAUAGCACACUCUAUUCAUACAGCUCCCUGCUGAUCCAAUGACCUGUUUGCACACAUGAGUUAUUGCACUCCAUACAGCAACAGUGUGAGUGGGUGUAACUGGAUCUAUUUAUUUGUGGUAUAUUGUUGUAAAGAGAAUGUGGUGACACAUGGCACAUCACCAAUUUCAUCUGAAACUCUAGUUCACAGCAAGGCACACCUCGGAGCUUUUAGUUCUGCAGGAACAGCAUGUGAUAUUAAGAGAGAGCAAAAUUUGGGCAGACCAUGACCAUGAGGAAGGCAGGACUUCCCCCUCAACCCUAAGCAAUGGCAGCUUGCCUAAAGGUUUGAUCAAGAAGGGUUUGAGCGAAUUUGUUGAAGCAUCUAAUCCCCACAUUGUGAGCUGAGACUCACUGCGCUGCCCUGGAGGACUAGGCAGAACGGUGAAACUGGAUGUUUUUCUAGCAUGAUUGUUGUCAAGGCAGUUGCACUGGCAUGCACUCAAAGCUAUAUAAAAACAAUUUCUUUCUGUCUCUAACAAAACACUGUUUCAUUACAGAGCUGUUCAUUCUUACCCUCUUUUUCUUUGCAUUUUGUUUUACAUUGGCCCCUACCAUUAACGUGGAUUCUUUAAGGAUUUUGCCGUGUCUUAGCCCGAUUAAUAACCAAACACUUGGUGACUGACUGAAGUGAAGUGAUAUUUUCUACUCUACUAAUCUGUGUAGCAUCUUCUGUAAUAUGUUGAAUAGAAGCAAGACCCCAUCAUUUGUUAAAGCUUUUUUUUUUUUAAGUGUAAAAACAGUGGUCAAGAAGAGACUUAAGUUGUUCUCAUCAUCAUUAUGUUGCAAUUCUGUGCAUUUAUGUGUAAUAGACAUUUUCUUUGCAAUACACUGGUGGCAAUCCACUUAAUCAUGUAAUUCACUAUUUAUUGUCUCAGUAUCUCUUCAUCCUGUUUGUAAGCAAUGUUGAAAGAAAGAUGGCCGGGUAAAUGCCAGAAGAAUUAUGAUGAUCAGCCACUAAGAUAUAAACAGGAAAUAUGAGCUAAUGGGCCGAACUGGUGAAGUCUGGUGCAUACAAAGAGAAAUGUUAAUCAACUAUAUAAUCUUAAUAUAAUAAGUACUCAAUGCAAUGGAACAUAGAGGAGGCUAAUGCUUAUCCAACACACACACACACACAGUCCUAUUACAGUAAUACCUUCAUAUCCACUGCAGUCUUAAUGGACUUUCAAUAUUAAUACAAUGAAUUUCAACAUUUUUAUUGUGUGAAGUACUAUAGCCAGUCUGGGAAUAUCUCUAAAUCACCAUUCAUAUAAAAAAAUGUCAGAAUCUAUGAAUAGAUUUCUUAUUAUUACUAUUAUACUUUAAAAAUGGCCCCACAUGCCAACUCAAAUAUCCAGCUGCCUCACUUACUCCAAACUGUGAACUAAAAAAACUCUGAUCCCCAAUAAACCUACAGCAUAGCUUGUAUAGAUAAAGGUUUAAAAUCUCGAAUGGUUAAGGUUUAGACUCUCUGCUUUAAAAGGAAAUAACAAGGUGUUAAAUAAUAUUCAGGGGUGAAAAAAUUUCCCGAGAAAUGAAGUGCAAGUGAAAGUGUAGGUAAUGUGUCAAAAUCUUCCUCAGAUAAAAAGUGGAAGUAUUCAGCCAACAAAAUCUUUAAAAAAAAGUAAUAAUAAUAACGUUGCUAUGUGUACUCAAUGUACUUAAGUAUGAAACAGUAAAAAGUAAAAAGUUCAGUUAUUUAAAGUUGAUAGAAGAUUUUUUUUGUUGUUGUUUUUUCUGGAAAACAUCAUUCAGUUUGUGUUGAUCAUGACACUCUAGAGUUUCUAAUGAAUUAAUCUGAAGAAACAUUUAUGUAAAUAUCCAAUAUUUACAUUGAUUUAGAUGUUGACUUGCUGCCUAGCCAAGCAUACUAGCUAAUUGAAGCAAUGCUAGUUUAACCUGGCAUUAGCAGAGAAACUUACCACAACAUGUUUUUUUUAUUUAUCAAACUAACCUCUAACUAAAUCAAUGGAGGCGAAAAAGAUACCUAAUUUUAUACAAAUAUUUGCUUAAUCUAGCAGUGAUGCUGCAGGGGUGUCCAUCCAAAAGGUUUUUCUUUUCUUUAAAUGGAUAUUGUGUAGCAUGAGAAGGUCGCGACAGAUACCACACUAGCAUAAUCAGCAUGUUUUGAUCUACUUGAUUGGAUGGUAAACAUAAAGCUAUUCCAGGUCAGUAAAGUAAAGCAUCCAUAAAAUUUUUCUAGUCCAAAAAGUGGAAACUUUAAUUGGCCAUUAUGUAAGAGCCGUACUCCGUGUUGUGCUACAUGUCUUGCCGACUUAAUACUGAAACUGUGCACAUCGUUCAGACUUCAUUUUAUUAAUCUGACAAAUUAAAAUAGUCAGUAAAAGCAUAAUAAAUAGCAUAUAUCCCCAGCACACAUUCCAAUUUCAUAAUCUGUAUUCAGUGUCUUGCAGCUUCAUUAAGUUAUGCACAGUUGUGAUUGGCACACAAAAUAACUAAAUAAAAUGCAAACUAAUAAUGAUGCGGAUCAAAUGCUAUUUUAAAUGCCAAAUAAUAAGGAACUAAGAAUAAGAAUUAUUUGUUACAUGAAACUAAACUUUUUGUGACUGGUAAUAUUGGCAAUAUAUAUUAGAUAUUUAUUUUAACGUGUGCUUAUCUUCUCUUUCAUAUAUUAUCCUAUUAUUCUUUUAAAUUUUUAUUUUUGAACCGUCUCUCACUUUUAUAUUGCAUCAUAUUACAUUUAAAAGCAAAGGGGAAUAAAAUACCUGUUCAUUCAGUUUGUAUUUUCUAUACCUGGAUUUUUCAGGCUUAAAGGCAAGUGCUGUGGUCUAGGCAUUACAGAAAAGUCACUGCUACACAAGGAAACUCUAGCAAAACCUAGAAAGAAAAAAAAGUAAUUGAAGCACAUGCAGAAAACUACACUUAAUAUAAAUAAUUUCCAUAUUUUAUUGAUGUAGCUUUCGGACAUAUACUAUAUUGCCAAAAGUUUGUGGACACCUGACCAUUACACUUGUGUGUUAGUUGUUAAUCCCCCGUAGCUGCUUUAAGAACCUCCACUCUUCUGGAAGGCUUUUUAGAUUUUGGAGUAUGAUUGUGGGGAUUGGUGUUCAUUCAGCCACAAGAGCAUUAUUGGAGACAGGCAAUGAUGCUGUUAAAGUUCAGUCAGCGUUCCAGUUCAGCCCAAAGGUGUUCUUCCGCACCAGUCUCGGUAAACCAUGUCUUCAUGGAGCUUGCUUUGGGCACAGGGGUGUUGCAUUGUCAUGCUGGAACAGGUUUGGGCUUCUAGAAUUAUAAUUCCUCAGCAUCCAAGGACAUUCUAGUCAAUCGUGUGUGCUUGUAACUUUGUGGCAACAGAUUGGGAUAGGUCGACAUGUGGGUGUGGUGGUCAGAGGUCCACAAACUUUUGGCCAUAUGGUGUAACUGGGCUUAUGUUUGUGAUGAACAAAACUUGUUUACUUGUCUACUGAGGAAUUGCUAAAAUACUGAAGUGUUAUUUGUGCUGAUCGAAACUAAAUAUGAGCUAAUUCACUGACAGCUGGUUAGCCAUGCUGUUAACAAUGGCAUUAGGACAUGAAAGUAUUUCUCUAUUAAUAUAGAUUAAUCAUUCCUGACACUGUUCUAAAUGCAUAAAUAGUAAAUAAAUAAAUAAUGUUUUGUUCAGCACAGAUUAUGUGAUGGUUUAAAGAGAAGUCUGAAGGCAAAAUGUUCUUGGAACAAACAGGAUGACUGUAUUAAACGCCUGACAGAACAUCACUAAUGAAGAUAUCCAGUGUCUGAUUAUAUCUGUGGGUCAGAGACUACAGGCAUCUCUUGACUGCAAAGAUUUGGCAGACAAGUACCAAGCAUAACAAUGUUUUUCAGGAGUAUUAAGUUAAUUUGUCCAAUUAUCCCCGGAAAAGGGAGACUGUGUGUAAAAACGAUUGUGAUUUUUACAUGGCUCAUCUAUUGACAUAAAUAGUCUCCAUUUAAAGCUUCAAUUUGUUCACUUAGUCACGAUCACAUUUGAAAUAUAUUGCAUUGGACCACAUCACUACAACAACAGAAAGUGUUUAUUGUCUAAUUACUUGUGGAUUGCACUGUAUUUCACUGUAUGUGUCAGCUGUUUUCAGAAUACUUACAUAUGUUUGGAUCUCACAGGGUUUUUGUAUGGCAGAAGACCAUAUGACAAGGACUUGCACUAAGCUUGAUAAUACUAUGUGUUCAUUGUCGUCGUAAAAUGUUAAGUAUUCAUUAUUCAUUCUACAUGGGUUUCCUUGAGACUAUCCUAUUAAAUAA
Messenger RNA from Hemibagrus wyckioides, 10356 nucleotides. It is a transcript of the gene nlgn3a, whose product is annotated as neuroligin 3a. Gene Ontology annotation, molecular function: neurexin family protein binding; signaling receptor activity. The transcript is spliced from 8 exons. The coding region runs from base 775 to 3321 and encodes 848 amino acids. Gene Ontology annotation, cellular component: postsynaptic specialization membrane; cell surface; synapse. Lineage: Eukaryota; Metazoa; Chordata; Actinopteri; Siluriformes; Bagridae. The record is from RefSeq and is a predicted model, not a curated record. Gene Ontology annotation, biological process: neuron cell-cell adhesion; postsynaptic membrane assembly; presynaptic membrane assembly.